CUCUUGAACAGCCAUCUGCCACAACGCGUUUCUCGAGGCCGGGUCUCAUUUUACUCAAUAACCCACAAUCUCUUGUUCGUCCGAUUACUCCAUAAUAAUGGUCUGUCUUUCCAUUGGCAGUGCCGUCCAAGCUAGCCUCCAUGCCGAUCGUUCGGUCCUCCUCGAGAUUCUUCACUCAAAAGCAAGAUUGGAACAAACUCGCGCACUUUCUGUUCGGCUCCGUCCUCCAACCGCAUCGGCGCAUGCUAUGGCACCGCUACCGACCUCGACGUCAACGAGUUAGCUCGAUCUGUCAAGGCACUGGUCUAGGAAAUGCGGCGCCCGGGCACAAUGGCGUUCGGUUUGCUCGCUUCCGUCACAUUGGGGGUAUAUAGAACGGGUCUGAAUAGGAUUGGCUUCGAUAUCCUGUUCUAUUAUGACUUAUUUCACCAUCCCACACUGGUGGAAUUUGCCUGUCUUCCUGGCACUCAUCUAUCUUGGAUUGACGCGCAUCCAGUUGGAGUCGCACAAUCUGUAUGACACCUACAGCGAUGGCGAAUUUCCUGUUUUGUCGUGCGAAGGAGUAAAUACGAACGCAGACGCAAGGACGCUUGACGGGCUAUGCAAUAACCUCACCGUCCCCGGAAUGGGCUCCGUCAACACCCGGUUCCAUCGUUUUGUGCCUAUCAACGACACCUGGUCGGAGUCCGGUGGAACCUUGUAUACGCCCAACCCCCGGCUGAUCAGCCAGAAGAUACUCACGAGGGAGACGUUUACGCCGGCCACUUCAAUCAACAUGCUCGCCGUUGCGUGGAUUCAGUUCCAGACACACGAUUGGUUCAGCCACGGCGCCGAAAACGAUCCCGACUCGAAAGACAUGCUUAUUUGGGACCUGCCUCGCGACGAUCCCCUUCGUGCCACGGGGCAAACGAACAUGACGUUGCGCCGCACAGUAUUCCAAACCCACGACGGCCGACCCAACACAUACACAAAUACCCAGACCCAUUGGUGGGAUCUCAGCCCAAUCUAUGGCGUCGACGAUGCCACGCAUAUCAAAUUGCGUUCCUUGGUGGAUGGGAAGAUGAGGGUUGCUGAGGACGGGCUAUUGCCGAGGAAUGAGGAGAAUGGGAUCGAUGCAACAGGAUUCAGCGACGACUGGUGGGUUGGACUGUCGCUGAUGCACAACAUAUGGACGAAGGAGCACAAUGCCGUGGCAGACAUGUUUAAGCACGCUUAUCCCUCUUGGAACGACCAGGAGAUCUUCGACCACGCUCGUCUCGUCACUUGCGCCCUGAACGCGAAAGUGCACACUGUCGAAUGGACACCUGCCUUGCUGCAGGAUGAAACGCUGCAGAUCGCCAUGGACGCCAACUGGUACGGGCUCGCCCCAGAAUGGCUUCGGGGGUUCCCCAACAUAUUCAAUCAGCAGAUUGCACAAGUCUGGUUCGGGAUCAUGGGAGGCAAGCCUGAUUUCGCGGGUGUACCGUUUGCGCAUAGCGAAGAGUUCGUGAGUGUGUACCGGUUCCAUUCGCUACUUCUAGACGCGAUUACUGUGCUCAAUCACACCGAUGGAUCGAGCACUGGAAAAUCAUACGACAUCAACGAGUACACCUUUUCCAAUGCUUGGGACGUUGUCCACGACAACGACUUCAGCGACCUAGUCUUCACUUUUGGCGCGGACUAUCCUGGCGCACUCCAGCUCGGCAACUACCCGAAGGCUAUGCAGAACCUGAAGAAGCCUGGAGUGUCUUAUGCCCUGGACAUGGGCGCAGUCGACAUUAUCCGUGACCGUGAGCGUGGUGUGCCGCGGUACAACGAGUUCCGACGACUCUUCUCACUCAUUCCGGCAAAGACAAUGGCCGACAUCUCCGACAAUCCGGCCACCGUUGCCGCGCUCCGCUCGGUCUACGGUGAGGACGUUGAAAGCGUUGAUAUGCUUGUCGGGUGUUUGGCCGAGAGCCCUCGCGCAACCGGAUUUGCGUUCAGCAACACCCAGUUCCAAGCAUUCAUUCUCGCUGCAUCGAGGCGGCUGAUGACAGAUCGGUUCUUCACCACUGAUUAUACUCCCGCAAUUUACACUCAAGAAGGAUUAGACUGGAUCGCAAAUUCGGAUUUCCGUCAAGUUAUCGGACGGAACAUGCCUGAACUCAAUGCUUCAGCUCAUUCCGUGGACAAUGCGUUCAAACCAUGGGUGGUGCCCAGAACUAAGUAAAUUUAGUGAAGUACAAGUGCAGUGUAUCAAUACUUUAUCGGUAUUCAGAUACGAUUACAUUGUCGUUUUCUCGCACAUGAACGCUCGAGCUGCACUAGGCACCAAUCAGUGCUCG
Mycena citricolor is the source of this 2306-nucleotide messenger RNA. NCBI's taxonomy places the organism in Eukaryota, Fungi, Basidiomycota, Agaricomycetes, Agaricales, Mycenaceae. The record is from the annotation of a GenBank genome assembly.